Molecule: messenger RNA, 294 nt
Organism: Ustilaginoidea virens
Lineage: Eukaryota; Fungi; Ascomycota; Sordariomycetes; Hypocreales; Clavicipitaceae
Exons: 3
Coding region: 1-294 (97 amino acids)
Source: RefSeq, a predicted model, not a curated record
AUGCGCCAUCUCCAUCAGGACUUCGAGGUAGCAAACACUUCCACAAAUCACCAUCCGGCGAGCCAACACGACGUGAUGGUCAAGAUCAUCACAGUGACCCUGAUGCAAAUGAUUUCAAAUGAUUUCCGUGGAUCUAAAGCCCCUCAUAAAAUAAAACUCCCCAUAGAAACCUUGUCCCUCCAAAAUUAUCAAGAGUACAUGUUUUGUACCGUUGAAAUUUUUUCAACCAUUUUCCUGCCAAGCAUUUUUUGCUUACCCAUACAUCUCCGUAACCAAGCCGAAAACACUUCAUGA